CCCUAGUCAAGGCACAAUUGAGGCUUCGCGGGGCCCGGGCCCGCCCGAUACCGCAGGACCAUGGAGGCAGCAGCUGUGGCGGCGGUCCUGGGGUUCCUGCUCCUGGCCGCCGCGGGCAGCUCGGCCGGGGACGAGGCCCGGGAGGCGGCGGCCGUGCGGGCGCUGCUGGCCCGGCUGCUGGGGCCCGGGCCGGCGGCCGCCUUCUCCGUGUCUGUGGAGCGCGCCCUGGCGGCCGAGUCCGGCCUGGACACCUAUCGCUUGAGCGGUGGCGGCGCCGGGGCGCGGGUGCGAGUGCUCGGCUCCACCGGCGUGGCCGCCGCCGCGGGACUGCACCGCUACCUGCGCGACUUCUGCGGCUGCCACGUGGCCUGGUCAGGCUCUCAGCUGCGCCUGCCGGAGCCGCUGCCCGCGGUGCAGGAGGAGCUGACCGAGACCACGCCCAACAGGUACCGCUAUUACCAGAAUGUGUGCACGCACAGCUACUCCUUCGUGUGGUGGGACUGGGCCCGCUGGGAGUGGGAGCUGGACUGGAUGGCACUGAAUGGCAUCAACCUGGCACUGGCCUGGAAUGGCCAGGAGGCCAUCUGGCAGCGGGUGUACCUGGCCUUGGGCCUGACCCAGUCAGAGAUCGAUGAGUACUUCACAGGCCCCGCCUUCCUGGCCUGGGGGCGCAUGGGCAACCUGCACACCUGGGGUGGCCCCCUGCCCCGCUCCUGGCACCUCAAACAGCUUUACCUACAGCAUCGGAUCCUGGACCGCAUGCGCUCCUUCGGCAUGAUCCCGGCGUUGCCUGCCUUUGCAGGGCACAUCCCCAAGGCUCUCACCAGGGUGUUCCCUCAGGUCAACGUCACCCAGCUGGGCAGCUGGGGACACUUCAACUGCUCCUACUCCUGCUCCUUCCUCCUGGCUCCGGAAGACCCUCUAUUCCCUAUCAUUGGGAGCCUCUUCCUGCGGGAGCUGACCAAAGAGUUUGGCACAGAUCACAUCUAUGGGGCCGACACUUUCAACGAGAUGCAACCCCCAUCCUCAGAGCCCUCCUACCUUGCGGCAGCCACAGCCUCUGUCUACCAGGCCAUGAUCACAGUGGACCCUGACGCUGUGUGGCUGCUCCAAGGCUGGCUCUUCCAGCACCAGCCCCAGUUCUGGGGGCCGGCCCAGGUGAGAGCCGUGCUGGGGGCAGUGCCCCGUGGCCGCCUCUUGGUUCUGGACCUGUUUGCUGAGAGCCAGCCCAUAUACGUCCGAACAGCCUCCUUCCACGGCCAGCCCUUUAUCUGGUGCAUGCUGCAUAACUUUGGGGGCAACCACGGUCUGUUCGGGGCCCUGGAGGCCGUGAACCGGGGCCCUGCAGCGGCCCGCCUCUUCCCCAAUUCCACUAUGGCAGGCACGGGCAUGGCCCCUGAGGGCAUUGGCCAGAACGAAGUGGUCUAUGCCCUCAUGGCCGAGCUGGGCUGGCGGAAGGACCCGGUGGCUGAUUUGGAGGCCUGGGUGACCGGCUUUGCGGCCCGUCGGUAUGGAGUCGCCCACAAGGGUACAGAGGCCGCAUGGAGGCUGCUUCUCAGGAGUGUCUACAAUUGCUCUGGGGAGGCCUGCAUUGGGCACAAUCGCAGCCCUCUGGUCAGGAGGCCGUCCCUGCGGAUGGUUACUACUGUCUGGUACAACCGCUCGGAUGUGUUUGAGGCCUGGCGCUUGCUGCUGACAGCCACUCCCGCCCUGGCCACGAGCCCUGCCUUCCGCUACGACCUGCUGGACGUCACUCGCCAGGCAGCCCAGGAGCUGGUCAGCCUCCACUAUGGGGAGGCCAGGACCGCCUACCUCAACAAGGAGCUGGUUCCCCUGCUCAGGGCGGCAGGCACCCUGGUCUACGAGCUUCUGCCUGCGCUGGACACAGUGCUGGCGAGUGACCACCGCUUCCUGCUGGGUGGCUGGCUGGAGCAGGCCCGGGCGGCCGCCGUCAGCGAGGCCGAGGCCCGUUUCUAUGAGCGGAACAGCCGCUACCAGCUGACGCUGUGGGGGCCCGAGGGCAAUAUCCUGGACUAUGCCAACAAGCAGCUGGCAGGGCUGGUGGCUGACUACUACACCCCGCGCUGGGAGCUCUUCGUGGACAUGCUGGUCGAGAGCCUGGUCCAAGGCAUUCCCUUCCAACAGCACCAGUUUGACGAGAAGGCCUUCUGGCUGGAGCAGACCUUUGUCUUCAGCACACGGAGGUAUCCCAGCCAGCCCCAAGGUGACACUGUGGACCUGGCCAAGAAGCUCUUCCUCAGAUAUUACCCCCGGUUGGUGGCUGGCUCCUUGUGACAGAUGAACCACCCCUGGGUGGUGUGCUUCCCAAAUUCCAGGCCUGGGCAAAGGAACUCAAGACCUGCCAGAGGAUCAGGCAUGGGAAACUGGGAGGGAGGUGAGCUGCCCUCCUCCACCACCCCAAAUUUGGGAUCAAAGUACUAUUUUAAUACAACUUAAUAAACUGGUGAAUCACCUGGGCCUAUC
Messenger RNA from Zalophus californianus (California sea lion), 2484 nucleotides. It is a transcript of the gene NAGLU, whose product is annotated as N-acetyl-alpha-glucosaminidase. Bases 61 to 2295 code for a protein of 744 amino acids. The record is from RefSeq and is a predicted model, not a curated record. Lineage: Eukaryota; Metazoa; Chordata; Mammalia; Carnivora; Otariidae. The transcript is spliced from 6 exons.